UCUCCACCACCCCUUAUUCGUUCUUCUUCCUCGGGGCGGGCAGGGCUGCAGCAGUUUUUAUGAACGAAACGGCUCGUGCCGUUUCAUUGACAAACAUUUUCCGGUUGCUGCAUCGAGGAGCGGAGCAUCGCCGGGGGAGCAGUGCGGAGCAGCAGCAGCAGAAAGCAGAAGGCAACAGCUGCAGUGAUCAACAACAACCCCCGGUGUUUAAAAGCUGUUGAUACGCCACCUUGACCCGGACCGGAUCCUCGCGGAACCCCUCUUCCUCCUUCACGCUCUCUGGAGACAGCCAGAAGAAUCACCUGAGGGGGAAUCACUCAGACAGCGUUUGCCACUCAGUUCCCUAUGAGGACGUGACGCGGCGUCGUUAACGCUCACUCACUGGCAGGGGUUUGUUUAAGGACUUCCACGAAGCGCCCGGACGCAGCGAUGGACGAUUCUGGAUGCUUUUUAAAAAUCACGAGACUGCAGCGACCGGUGUGUGAUGCGAACUGAGCGGUGGGGGGUGUAGACUCCCACCCCGCACCCCACACACCCCCACCGCCUUAUCCGUGAACACACCCCAGCCCUCCCAACCUGGACCCCACAGCCGUGUUUCACUUCACCGAGAGAACAUGUCACGCGCAGCGGCUAUCGCAAACUCCCUGAUCCGUCAGAAGCGACAGGCGAAGGAGCGGGAGAAGGCGAACGCUUGUCGCGGUAGCGGCAGCCCGAGCAACAGCAAAGGCACAAACGAGAAGCAGAGCAAGCUUAACGUGUUCUCGCGUGUCAAAUUGUUUGGAUCAAGGAAGAAACGGAAGAGAAAGCGACCACCAGAGCCCCAGUUAAAGGGCAUUGUGACCAGGCUUUCCAAUUGCCAGGGCUUCCAGCUGCAGAUGCAGCCUGAUGGCACUAUUGAUGGAACAAAGGAUGAAGACAGCACCUAUGCUGUGUUCAACCUGAUCCCAGUGGGGCUUCGUGUGGUGGCCAUCCAGGGCGUCCAGACCAAACUCUAUCUGGCAAUGAACAACGAAGGCUUUCUCUACACCUCUGAACAUUUUACCCCAGAGUGUAAGUUCAAGGAGUCUGUGUUUGAGAACUACUACGUCACCUACUCCUCCAUGCUGUACCGGCAGCAGGCUUCAGGUCGGGCCUGGUACUUGGGACUCAACAAGGAGGGGGGAGUCAUGAAGGGGAACCACGUCAAGAAGAACAAGGCCGCAGCACACUUCAUACCGAAACCGCUCAAAGUGGCCAUGUAUAGGGAGCCCUCCCUCCAUGACCUGACAGAACUCUCACGGUCAGGGAGCGGCACACCAACCAAGAGUCGCAGCGCUUCGGCAUUACUUAACGGCGGAGGAAAGUCGCCCAGCAACAAUGAUUUAUCAUAGCCCUGCACUUCUCUCUUUCUCUCACACACACACACACACUCAUAGAUAUACAAACACACACAGAUCUCAGGCCGACAUGCCCACACAUGAUGGCUGGUGAGGGGCAGGAGGCGCCGAGUAGAAAAUGAAGGAGGACCGGAAUGUGUUCUUCCACUUAACGGAACCCCUGUGACUGACUGUGAUGUAAAUAAAUCAAGGACAAUCAAUCCGUCUGGCUCUGCUGAUCUGGUCUGCAGACUACAGGACCUGUGAAUCUUUUCCAUGGACUACCCUUCCUGCUGUAUCAUAACCAGACAGAAGGGAAGAAAAGCUGGAUUAUCAUAGAGUGAGAGAGAGAGUCAGUCAGUCACAGUCAGAAAAACAGACUGUUACAGAGAACCAAAGAGUCCAAGUAUUAACCAAGUUAUUUGCAGUGAUAAGGAAAGUGACAAGAAUUCAGAGAGAGGAAGGAAGUCUUUAUCUAUUCUACCGUAUGCUAUGUUUACACAGAGCUCAUGGGUUUGUCAUAUUUUUUUAAAUGACAAGCAUAUUCCUUGUACACAUAUGAGGACUGAUCAUUUGUUUGCAUGCAGGUGUGUGUGUGUGUGCGCGCGUGUGUGUGGUCAAGUACACGCUGUUCUUGCAGUAGGGUAAGUGAGAGAAAGUGUGUGUGCAUGCUUGUGUGUAUGUGUGUGUUGGGGGGGGGGGGGGGGGGGGGGGGGGGGGGGGAUUAUACCUUUUUAAGAUCUGUUGUAUAUCAGACAAACGUCCUGAGGGCUUUAGCAGGUUAAAGUAAGGUUUACUGUAUAUGCUUCCAUGCUUACUUCUUACAAGCAAUACUAUUGUUUAUCUUUGCGUUUGUUGUUGUUGUCCCUUGCUGUUUGUUUGUUUGUUUGUUGCAUGGGAGCUUGUGGACCUCUGCUCAGUAGCAGCAUGCCGAAGGUCAGUUUUUUUCGGGUCUUACUGUAAGUGUUUCUGACCUAAAGAGAACACUAGUGAGCCAAUAGUGACAUACCAGAACACUAGUGAACCAAUGGGAGGGUGUUGGAACACUGCUGGACCAAUAGUAUUGCACCAGAACAUGAAUGGUGUUGGACCACAACCACCUGGACCAAUAGGAGCACAGACUAACUUCAUAUUUUGGUUCCUGCUGUGAACAAACUAGAGAUGCACUAAAUAAACUAUUUCUAAA
This is a messenger RNA of Etheostoma cragini (Arkansas darter), 2541 nucleotides long. It is a transcript of the gene fgf13b, whose product is annotated as fibroblast growth factor 13b. The transcript has 5 exons. The record is from RefSeq and is a predicted model, not a curated record. Gene Ontology annotation, biological process: positive regulation of gene expression; positive regulation of cell population proliferation; fibroblast growth factor receptor signaling pathway. Gene Ontology annotation, cellular component: cytoplasm. Gene Ontology annotation, molecular function: growth factor activity; fibroblast growth factor receptor binding. Bases 615 to 1370 code for a protein of 251 amino acids. NCBI's taxonomy places the organism in Eukaryota, Metazoa, Chordata, Actinopteri, Perciformes, Percidae.